GCGGGGCAGCCCGGACAGGGACAGACGUGAGGGCGGGAAGGAGCCGCCGCUGACCCAGACAAGCGCCGGCGCGGGGCUUUUCUCGGUUACACGGGCGGCCCGGGUGGACGCCGCGGCUGGGGGGCGCGCAUCCGUCGAGGGGGAAAGGGGCGUGGGGAGGCGGGCGGCGCAGCCAGGAGCCUGGGGUGUGAGUGCGCCGCUGCGGCACUGCCUGAGGUGGGGCGCAGCGCAGCGCAGCGCGCGGGGGAGCGCAGGGCGCGGCGGAGUCGGGUUUCAGAGCGCGGGUGACUCAGGGCGCCGGCCGGGCCGGGAUCCUGCCCGCCGCUGCCGCUGCCGCCGCCGCCGCCGCCGCUGCCCCUGCCCAGCGCCGCCUUUGUUCCCGGCGGGAAGAGCCAGCGGCCCGCGCGCAGCGCCCAUCGCCGUCCGCGGAGCUCGGCGGCCCGGCGCCCUCGGGGGCUCGCGGAACUGCGGGAUGGCACCAAGGAGGGACACGCAGCGCUGGCGCCUGCUGUUGCUGCUUUCCAUCUCCGCGCUUCUCCCCGCUGUCUCCCGCACCCGCUCCGCGACAGGUGCGGAAGCAUGACCGCCAGCUGAGACACCUGGCGCUUUGCCUUGCAAGAAAUAACGGGACUGAAUUGCCCUGAUGCCUAACUUAGCCCUGAGUUACCUGGAGAGUCCCAUCCGUCGUGGGCAGAGGCUCCAUGCGUGAUGGGAAGAGCUGUGGACUGGGAACCAGGGGAUCUGAAUUGGCUUCCCAGGGCCACCUGGACCUCACGGAGCUCAUCGGCGUCCCGCUGCCCUCGUCUGUGUCCUUUGUCACUGGCUAUGGUGGCUUCCCAGCGUACAGCUUCGGGCCUGGUGCCAAUGUCGGCCGCCCUGCCAGGACCCUCAUCCCACCCACCUUCUUCAGGGACUUUGCCAUCAGUGUGAUGGUGAAGCCCAGCAGCGCACGAGGUGGCGUGCUCUUUGCUAUCACAGAUGCCUUCCAGAAGGUCAUCUACCUGGGCCUGCGGCUCUCAGGCGUAGAGGACGGCCGCCAGCGGAUCAUCCUCUACUAUACGGAGCCCGGCUCCAAGGUGUCCCAUGAGGCUGCCGCCUUCCCCGUGCCCGUGAUGACCCACAGGUGGAACCGCUUUGCCGUGGUGGUUCAGGGCGAGGACGUGACCCUCCUCAUGGACUGCGAGGAGCACAGCCCCGUCCCCUUCCCGAGGUCCUCCCGGGCCUUGGCCUUCGAGCCCAGUGCGGGAAUCUUCGUGGGCAACGCAGGAGCCACGGGGCUGGAGAGAUUCACCGGUUCCAUACAGCAGCUCACUGUCCACCCUGACCCCAGGACUCCUGAGGAGCUGUGUGACGCUGAAGAAUCCUCGGCAUCAGGAGAGACCAGCGGGCUUCAGGAGACAGAUGACGUAGCUGAGAUCUUGGAGGCCGUCACCUACACUCAAGCCCCGUCUAAAGAAGCAGAAGUUGAACCCAUAAACAUACCUCCAACUCCAUCCCCUCCCUUUGAGGAUGCAGAGCUUUCCGGUGAACCUGUACCUGAGGGGACCCAGGAAACGGCCAACUUGAGUGCCAUCCCGCACAGCAGCCCUGAGCAAGGGUCUGGUGAGAUCCUGAAUGACACACUGGAGACAGUUCAUACUGUGGACGGUUCCCCCAUUACAGACACUGGCUCUGGGGAUGGGGCCUUCCUUCAUGUCGCUGAAGAGGGUCCACGUACGGAAGACGGUUUGGCAGCAACAGCAGCUGGGGAGGCCGAGGUGCCCGUCGGCACUGCCAGUGAAGCGGAGGCCGGCAGCGUGCCCUCCGAGGGACGGAGCCCCUCCAUGUCCACCGAGCACCCUGGGGAAGGGGUCACUCUGGCUCCAGAUAAUGAGGAAGGUUCAGCAGCAGGGGAGGCCGAGGUGCCCGUCAGCAGUGCCGGGGAAGCGGAGGCCAGCACUGUGCCCACCGAGGGACUGGCCCUCUCCAUGCCCACCCAGGACCCUGGGGAAGGGGUCACUCUGGGUCCAAUCAGUGAAGAAAGCUUAACAACAGCAGCAGCUGCAGCAGAAGUGCCCCUCAGCACUUUUGAGGAAGAGGAGGCCAGCGGGGUCCCCACCGAUGGCCUGGCUCCCCUCACACCCACAGCGGCCCCCGAGCCAUUGCUCACAUCUGGUCCUAGUGAUGAAGACGUGGCAGCAGCCACACCAGAGCAGCCCCUCACGGCGGCUGAGGUGAAGGAGUUGGGCGGCACUCCCCCUGAGGGGCCCCCGCUCCCCAUCCCCACAGUGGCUCCAGAAAGAGAGCUCCCUCCGGUGGGAGCGGAGGCUGAGGGCUCCGGCUCGGGCUGGGGUUUGGACGUUGGCUCUGGCUCUGGUGACCUGGUGCGCAGGGAGGAGCUGUUAAGAGGUCCCCCAGGCCUCCCAGGCCCACCUGGCUUACCUGGGAUUCCAGGAACACCAGGAACUGAUGUUUUCAUGGGACCCCCUGGAUCUCCUGGAGAAGAUGGACCUGCUGGUGAACCUGGUCCCCCGGGUCCUGAGGGAAAGCCUGGACUUGUUGGAGCCUCUGGCCUUCCUGGAAUGAAAGGGGAGAAGGGAGCAAGAGGACCUGAUGGCUCAGUUGGGGAAAAGGGUGAUCCCGGCAACAGAGGCUUACCAGGACCCCCAGGGAAAAAUGGACAAGUUGGCGCUCCUGGGGUCAUGGGACCCCCAGGACCUCCUGGACCCCCUGGACCCCCAGGCCCUGGAUGUUCAAUGGGACUUGGAUUUGAGGAUAGCGAAGGCUCUGGAAGCAUCAGGCUGUUGCAUGAGCCCAGAAUCUCUGGACCAACGGCUUCAAGUGGUCCUAAAGGAGAAAAAGGAGACCAGGGACCCAAGGGUGAAAGAGGGAUGGAUGGAGCCAGCAUUGUGGGACCCCCUGGACCCAGGGGGCCACCAGGGCGCAUCGAGGUCUUAUCUAGUCCUUUGAUCAACGUCACCCAUGGAUUCACGAAUUUCUCAGGCAUUCCAGAGCGCGUCGGGCCUCCGGGCCCCGAGGGCAUGCCUGGGCUGCCAGGAUUUCCAGGCCCCAGAGGACCAAAAGGUGACACUGGCGUGCCUGGAUUUCCAGGACUAAAAGGAGAACAGGGUGAGAAGGGAGAGCCGGGCGCCAUCCUGACAGGGGAUAUUCCGGUGGAAAGGCUGAGAGGCAAAAAGGGUGAACCUGGAGAGCACGGAGCUCUAGGACCGAUGGGGCCCAGAGGACCACCAGGACACAAAGGAGAAUUUGGCCUCCCCGGACGACCCGGUCGCCCAGGAUUGAACGGCCUCAAAGGCGCCAAAGGAGAUCGAGGGGUCAUGAUGCCGGGCCCACCUGGCCUACCUGGUCCUCCAGGCCCUCCAGGAACACCUGGAGCUGUGAUUAACAUCAAAGGAGCUGUCUUCCCCAUACCAGUCCGGCCACACUGCAAAACACCAGUUGGUACAACGUAUCCUGGGAAUUCAGAACUCAUCACCUUUCAUGGUGUUAAAGGAGAGAAAGGAUCCUGGGGUCUUCCUGGCUCGAAAGGAGAAAAAGGCGACCAGGGGCCCCAGGGACCACCAGGCCCUCCUGUGGAUCCCACUUAUCUGAGACAUCUUCUGAACAGCUUGAAGGGGGAGAACGGAGACAGGGGGAUCAAAGGAGAAAAAGGGGACUCUGACAGUGGCUUCUCUGUGUCGGGGGCCCCAGGACUGCCAGGAAGUCCAGGCCUGGCGGGCCAGAAAGGGGAGGCUGCCGUCGGGCCCCAGGGACCCCCAGGUGCUCCUGGCCUGCCUGGGCCACCUGGCUUUGGGAGGCCUGGUUCCCCUGGGCCACCGGGACCCCCAGGGCCACCGGGACCUCCAGCUAUCCUAGGAGCAGCUGUGGCCCUUCCAGGCCCGCCUGGCCCUCCAGGACAGCCGGGCCUUCCCGGAUCCAGAAACUUGGUUACAGCAUUUAGCAACAUGGAUGACAUGUUGCAGAAAGCACAUUUGGUCAUAGAAGGGACAUUCAUCUACCUGAAGGACAGCACUGAGUUUUUUAUUCGUGUUAAAGACGGUUGGAAAAAAUUACAGCUGGGAGAACUGAUCCCCAUUCCGGACGACAGUCCUCCACCUCCUGCGCUUUCCAGCAAUCCUCAUCAACCUCAGCUUCCACUGAUGUCUCUUUCAAGAGUCAGUUAUGACAGGCCUGCACUGCACUUGGUUGCUCUGAACACGCCAUUUUCUGGGGACAUUCGAGCUGAUUUUCAGUGCUUCCAGCAGGCCAGGGCUGCAGGACUGUUGUCCACCUACCGAGCAUUCUUAUCCUCCCAUUUGCAAGAUCUCUCCACAGUUGUGAGGAAAGCAGAGAGAUACAGCCUUCCAAUAGUAAACCUCAAGGGUCAAGUACUUUUUAAUAAUUGGGACUCCAUUUUUUCUGGCCAUGGAGGUCAGUUCAAUACACAGGCUCCAAUAUAUUCCUUUGAUGGCCGAGACGUAAUGACAGAUCCUUCUUGGCCCCAGAAGGUCGUUUGGCAUGGCUCCAGCACCCAUGGAGUCCGUCUUGUGGAUCAGUACUGUGAGGCGUGGCGAACCGCCGACGUGGCAGUCAUGGGCUUGGCCUCCCCACUGAGCACGGGGAAGAUUCUGGACCAGAAAGCGUACAGCUGCGCUAAUAGGCUAAUUGUUCUGUGUAUUGAAAACAGUUUCAUGACAGAUGCGAGGAAGUAAUGACCUUCCCAUGAUUCUUAAGAGUCUUCCAAUUUUUUUUUAUGUGAAGAGUUGACACUGAAAUCUAAAAUGUUUAAACGUUGUAAAUAUUAGUUUUUUUUUAUUACACAUUCGUCACAACAGCAGCCAAAGAGAACAUACCUCAAUACACUCAAAACUGAAGACAUAAAGGACUCAGAUCAAAGAUAAAAUCUGAUCCAUCUAUUGGUGCUAGAUUCUGCAGGAAACCCCAUGCAGUGUAAACACAUCCCAACAUGGUUAAGAGCAAGUUGAAAACAAAGGCCUUGGCAUUCUGCCCACUGCAUCCUUCAGAAAGUGAUUUCCUUCUUUUAACCAUUGCUGAGUGUAAGAUGUCCUUCAUGUUUUCUUACAAAGUCAGUGUUUAGAAAUGUUACCCCUAAGUUAUGUGCAGACCAAAUGCUUUGUUCUUUAAUAUACAUCCAUUGUUUGCAACUGCUAUUCAUACAGAGAAACAGAACUGCUCAAAAUGAUCCUAUUUGUAUUUUCUGAUAUUACCAGACUUUAAUGUUUUUUUCCUAAAAUAUUAUUGCCAUCAUGCUUUAGGAGUUUUAUAUUUUUACACAACAUAUUUUAGUAUGGCAUCUGUUUAUAUAAAUGACUUGCUGGAAAAGUUUAAACUCCCAAUGAUCUGAAACUAGAGAAUAAAUAGCACAUAAUUACUACCUUUCCCUUGGCGGCCCUUUUCCCCAUCCCCAUCCUGAUUUUAUGACUUCCACUUGGCAAUGCUUGAAUUACAACAGCGAUUGAACAAACAGGUUCAUGGGGAUGAAUUUUCUGAGACACAUAUAUCUUCAUGCUGUAUACUUUGAUUCUCUUUUUUUCCAUGUUAGUGAACAUAAAGACAUCUUUUCCAGGC
Messenger RNA from Hippopotamus amphibius kiboko, 5568 nucleotides. It is a transcript of the gene COL15A1, whose product is annotated as collagen type XV alpha 1 chain. The transcript has 41 exons. Gene Ontology annotation, cellular component: basement membrane. The record is from RefSeq and is a predicted model, not a curated record. Lineage: Eukaryota; Metazoa; Chordata; Mammalia; Artiodactyla; Hippopotamidae. Bases 702 to 4691 code for a protein of 1329 amino acids.